GUUAGUAAACACGCAUUUCGAAUUUUGGCGUUUCACAUUAACGGCAUAUAGUUUAUUUGUGUGUCAAGCGACAAUCGACGAUUUUUAUAAAAGCAAAUUCUGCAAUAAAAAUAUUAAUAAUCAGAGCUACUGCGUAUGCAAAGCAAUAAAUGGAAUCAAAGCUGCCAAAGCCUACCACAAAUAAACGGCCCGUAUUGUUAAUGGAUAGAAAUAAAUGCCAGCCUCACAAUUUAUUAAAUGUGGGCCGAUUCGAUAAUGAAAUGCGCUCAAAUUCCCCCGACAUGCAAAGGUCAGCUCCAUUACAGCCGCGUGUAAAAUUAAGGCGAAGUCGUUCGGCCUCAGAUCUACGUGAUUUAAAACCUAUGAAGCGCCAUGAAACUACAUUAGCACCCAUACCAGCAAAGGUCGCUCGUUUAAUUCCACCUUCCUCUGCUAGUAAUAUUGCUAAUGCGUUCAAUCCAACAAAUCGUCCACCGCGAAUUGGAACCUCUAAUUCAGGUAUCACGAAACGUUUGACAGCGCAAACAUCUAAAGCACCUCCUACAAAACGCGCGGCUGCAGGUCCUGCCAAUUCUACGGUAAUAGGUGCAAAUUCUAGAAAGCCAAUGUCAAGCGCUACUACUACUUCUCUAUCUACUACUGGUGCGGUAAAGCCCAUUAAUAAGCGUAUUCCUCCAUACGAUUUUAAGGCGCGCUAUAAUGAUUUGUUAGAAAAGCACAAAGUGUUAAAAGAAAAAUAUGAACAAGUGGAAAAUUUGCCAGAACAGCUGGAAGAAACACAAUCGCAUUUAAUAAGUACCACAGAAGAAUUGAAGAACACUAAAAUCGAUAAAGAAUGUUUGCAACGUCAAGUAAAGUCACAGCAACAAAAGAUUGAAUCGUUGGCCGAUUCUUUAACAAAGACUACCGAUGAGCUUCAAAAGCUUAAGCAGGCAUAUAAUAAAAUAAAACGAGAGCAUGAUGAGCUCAGCGUUGAAGUACUGGAGCUACGCGAUCGUUCCGCAGAUCUGGAAGAUAAGAACUUUAAAUUAAUGGAGGAUAUUACGACAUGUAAAGAGCAACUCUUUCGUUCGAAUAUGGAACGCAAAGAAUUGCACAAUGCUGUUAUGGAUUUGCGUGGUAAUAUACGCGUAUUUUGCCGAGUUCGCCCACCUCUUGAUUUUGAACAGGAUAAAUUACUUUGUGGAUGGAAUUAUGUCGAUGAAAGCACUGUGGAAAUAAUUAAUAAUGAUCCAUUAGUCAGGGCUAAAAACAAUGGCCACAGUUUCAGUUUUGAUCAAGUAUUUCAGCCGUAUAGCAAACAAGAAGACAUUUUUGAAUUAGUUUCACCUUUGAUCCAGUCAGCUUUGGAUGGUUACAAUGUCUGCAUUUUCGCCUACGGUCAAACUGGUAGCGGCAAAACUUUUACUAUGGACGGUACAACUGCAAAUCUUGGAGUGAUACCGCGCACGGUUGAUUUGUUAUUUGAUUCUAUAAAAGCUUAUCGAAAUCUUGGUUGGCAAUAUGAGAUCAAAGCCCAAUUUUUGGAAAUUUACAAUGAGGUCUUGUAUGAUUUAUUGGACAAUGAGCCAAAAGAAAUGGAAAUUCGCAUGAUGAAGAAUAACAAAAAUGAUAUAUAUGUUUCGAACAUUACCCAAGAAACCGUAGAUAAUGCCGACCGUUUACGGGAACUUAUGAAAGUUGCCGGAAUGAAUCGUGCAACAGCAGCUACUGUCGGUAACGAACGCUCUUCACGAUCUCAUGCAGUUACAAAAAUUGGACUAAUUGGCACUCACAUAGAAAAGCGUGAAACGUCGAUUGGUUCAAUUAAUUUGGUGGAUUUAGCUGGCUCAGAAUCACCUAAGACUAGCGUGCGUAUGAACGAAACGAAGAAUAUUAAUCGAUCAUUAUCGGAGCUUACAAAUGUCAUAUUGGCUCUAUUACAAAAACAGGACCACAUACCCUACCGCAACUCUAAGCUAACGCAUUUAUUAAUGCCGUCCCUUGGUGGCAAUUCGAAGACGCUCAUGUUCAUUAAUGUGGCUCCCUUUCAAGACUGUUUCAAUGAAUCUCUAAAAUCGUUGCGGUUCGCUGCAAAUGUCAAUCAAUGCAAAAUAGCGAAAGCUAGGCGCGUUCGCAUACUUAACACCUCCAACGCUAACAACAGUAGCUUAAUCUAGAAAUACCUAUAUUUUUUACGACAUUAAACAAGAAAAUGUUUCAUUUUUUUAUCGCUUUACGGAUGUAUGUAUAUUUUCUAUCUCAAC
This is a messenger RNA of Glossina fuscipes, 2246 nucleotides long. RefSeq names its product protein claret segregational. Lineage: Eukaryota; Metazoa; Arthropoda; Insecta; Diptera; Glossinidae. Gene Ontology annotation, molecular function: microtubule motor activity; microtubule binding; ATP binding. The transcript has 3 exons. The coding region runs from base 150 to 2159 and encodes 669 amino acids. Gene Ontology annotation, biological process: microtubule-based movement. The record is from RefSeq and is a predicted model, not a curated record.